This is a messenger RNA of Hemiscyllium ocellatum (epaulette shark), 2177 nucleotides long. RefSeq names its product La ribonucleoprotein 6, translational regulator a (gene larp6a). Gene Ontology annotation, cellular component: nucleus. The coding region runs from base 278 to 1723 and encodes 481 amino acids. Gene Ontology annotation, molecular function: mRNA binding. Gene Ontology annotation, biological process: RNA processing. Lineage: Eukaryota; Metazoa; Chordata; Chondrichthyes; Orectolobiformes; Hemiscylliidae. The transcript has 3 exons. The record is from RefSeq and is a predicted model, not a curated record.
CAGUUUGCAGAGUGCUUUCCUGCGGUGGGCUGUGUUCCUGCUGCCGCCUCCUCAGCGGGACUCGCUGCCGCACGGCGGCUUCAUCUUCUGGGAUAAGCCUAAACCCCAGGAUCCAUGGAACGGCCCGGGCCGGGCCCCGCCUCGGGGCGGGCGGAGGGAGGUUCCCGACAGAAUCGGCCCGCCCUCGGUAGCACCAUCCGGCCUGGGCCUCGGAGAUACGGCUCCCCAUCCGCCCUCUGCCGACCUCCGGAGCCUGGGGAACCCCGAGCGGUCGCUGAUGGAAGACGCUACACUUUCCCGGCUGCAGGGGCCUGAGCCCCCCGGCUCCCAGCUCUCUCACCCCGGGGAUGUGAGUCCUUCUCCCACCGUCCGAAUUCAAGUGGCGCCGGCCGAGGAAGAGCUACUUAGCCCCGAGAAACCGAGUCGCAGCCGCGGGGAAACUUCCCGUGCCUCAUUCAGUGGAGCAGAGGAUGAACUGGACAUGAACUGGAGAUCGCCUGAACCUGAGCUAAUACAAAAACUAAUUGCUCAGAUUGAAUAUUACCUUUCUGAUGAGAACCUGGAGAAAGAUGCAUUUCUUCUGAAACAUGUGAGAAGAAAUAAAAUGGGAUAUGUCAGUGUUAAACUACUGACCUCCUUCAAAAAGGUGAAGCAUCUCACUCGUGAUUGGCAAACAACUGCUUUUGCUUUGAAGCACUCCGAGCUACUAGAACUAAAUGAAGAAGGAAGAAAGGUGAGAAGGAAGACUGCUGUUCCCGUGUUUCCUAGUGAAAACCUUCCCAGUCGAAUGCUGUUGAUACAUGACUUACACAUGUGUCCAGAAUUUCAAUUCUUAAACCAAAAUCACGAAUCUGAACAUGGAGGAUCGCAAGAGAAGGUAAUGGAGUAUAUAUUAAAAGUAUUUGGCUCAUUUGGUACAAUUUCUUCUGUUCGAGUUCUAAAGCCUGGAAAGGAGCUUCCUGCAGAUGUGAAAAGAUUAAGUAAUCGGUAUUCCCAGUUGGGAGUGAAAGACUGUGUAAUUAUAGAGUUUGAAGAUGUUGAAUCUGCAAUCAAAGCACAUGAAACACUCGGAAAAACGGAGGACAUGAAAGUGGUGCUGAUAGGAAUGAAACCACCAAAGAAGAAAGUUGUGAGAGAGAAAACCAAAGAACCUGAAGAUAUUGACAAGAAUGGGUCAAAAAGCAAAUCCACCAAUAAGCGAGUUGAGGAGCUGCAGUACAUGGGUGAAGAGUCCUCUGCAUAUAGCUCAUCUGAAGCUGAAAGCAACCCUGCAUCACCCAUGCUGAGCCGUAAGCUUAAACCUAAUAAUCAGCUGAGCCCCAACUUCUAUCAAAAUCAUCUGAGCCCCAACGUGUCACCUCGAUCUAGCCCAUGGAAUAGUCCACGUUCAAGUCCUUCAAUACAGCGUAAAAACACAAUUCCCUGUAAAUCUACACUUGCUGUCGAUUCAAAACUCAAUGUUGUAACUUCUGAAAUUGCAAGUAAGUGGACUGACUAUUCAUCUGACAGUAGCAAUACACCAUCAGGCAGUCCAUGGGUACAGAGACGAAAGCAAGCACACGCAUUAUCACAUGAGAAUAGUCCUGUAGAUAGCCCUAUGCUUACCCGAAAAAUGCAUAAUGCAGGUGGACUACCACGAGGAGUAAUGCGUUUGCCCAGAGGGCCAGAUGGUACAAAAGGAUUCCAAACUCAUGCUGAAAGGAAUAAGCCACUUGUAAUCUGAUAUGCUAUUUUGCUUCUGUUCCCUAUAAUGUACAAUCUUGCUAUCCUUUAGAAUAACUUGAUAUGUAUACUAUUAUUGAAAAUGUUAUACCAAAAGUAAUGGGAUCAAAAUGAAUUUCCUAAAAUUUGUACCUUUUGCAGUGAUGAACUGCAGUUGUAUUAUUUGCCAGUAUUUUGGAAAGUAUUCUAACUUUUUUUGUUUGAACUUUUUGUUCUGCAAGACAAGUGGAAGCUUUCUAAUUCAAGAUGAAACGAGUGGAAGAAGAAGUAUUAGGUUGCAACACAAAUUAAAGGAGCCACAAAAAAAAAUAGUUGGCUAACUUGACAUGAGAAAGUCAGCUUCUGGUUGGUUAAUAGCUUUAAAACCUGAGCUGUGCUUUGAACAAAUAAAUACAAAGUUUUUGCCUUGUGUGUUGGUAGUCACAUUUAGACAAAGGCUGUGUUACUGUUACAAA